Messenger RNA from Trichoderma gamsii, 1371 nucleotides. RefSeq lists its product as hypothetical. The record is from RefSeq and is a predicted model, not a curated record. The coding region runs from base 1 to 1371 and encodes 456 amino acids. The transcript has a single exon. NCBI's taxonomy places the organism in Eukaryota, Fungi, Ascomycota, Sordariomycetes, Hypocreales, Hypocreaceae.
AUGGAUCACAAUCCCUCCCCCCAAGAUGCGGCUCAUCUACGUGAAGCCAUGGACGAGGACAAUAUACAAGACGCAGCUCCUCUAAACGAAGCCAUGGAUGAGGACAAGGACGAUAUAUAUCUAGCCGAUGCAGACUCCGAGGGGAGUACCAUGAAGAUGGACUCUGUCACUUCCCCUGUCGAGAAUAACGAUCCGAUGACACUUUCUGAUGAUAGCGUCGAUUCUACCGUGGAUCUUGAUGGCGAAGGCUUCUUUCUUGGUAACGAAGCCAGGACCGUUUUCUACGGCGACCAUGGAUUUCUUCUCAGCAGCUCCGCGCAUCGCAGGUCUCGGCGUCCUCCCCCUCGUAGGACUACUGAGCAACACAGUCCGCCCAAUAUUCCGCACAGCCGCUCAUUCUCGAGUCAACAAAACAGCACAGUCAGUGGCCCAGCCAACAAUGGAUCCAAUACCCUAUCCAGUGUCCUAUCCAAGGGUCUAUCCAUCGGUGCAGCUCAAGCCGACGAUCUAGCCAAUCGACUGGAAGGCAAUAGACUCUCCUUCGGUAUAAACAAUGGCUUGCCAACUGUUCUCACCAACCGCGAAUCCAGUCAACCCGUCGACCAACUCGGCGAGCAACUCAACGAUCUGUCCAUCAACCAUCCCAGCGAGAACGAAUCAAGCAACGAGAGCCACAAGGCCCCUUCCCACAGUGCGUCGGACAGCGGCUUUGAUGAAUACGGCAUGGAACUCAUCCGCUGGUUCAAACCCUCUCAAAUCCAAGGCAUCUCCCCUGAUCAGCUUCUCGUCUACAACACCCGGAAGCAAUUCUCCCACGUGCGGAAGCUCAAACCGCACAACUUCCCCUUCCUCCACGCGGGCGAUACUUGGGUCGACGAAGGCACAAUCUUCAUCUCCAUCGCAGCCCACGACCGAGGCGAGGACCACCUGCCAGUUGCCUGGAGCGUCCAUUUCGGCCAUGAGUCCAAAUUCAACGUGUGGCGGCCCGUGAGGAGUGAGUUUCCGCACAACAAAAAGUCCGGUUGCAUCUAUGCGAUGCAAUGCGCUUUGGGGUUCGUUCACGUUAAAAUCUUUCUGGAGGAUUCAGAUAUCCAUACCGUCAUCAUCAGAAACAGCUCGCCGUGGCUGACACGAGCAAUGACUGGCGGUCUUGAGCUCUAUAAUUAUGGCUACCACUUGCCCUGGCUCGAUGGGCAUCAGCUGUUGUACUUGCAAGAUUUACGAAAUCUGGUGAAUGUCAUGCAAAGCAUGACGGAUCACGGGACAAAUCCCCUCAAGUUCAGGUUUUGGUGUGUUGAGCCCGAGGCCAACCGAGAGGCCAUUGAGCUUGCGCUGCGGGUCUAUGCGGGCUCGAGGAGUAGUCAGAAAUAA